AUGUCAUAUGUUUUCCGAUGCCCAGGAGCGAGGGACCUCCAGCUCGCGGCGGGCUCAGCCGGGAAAGGAAUCAAAGUCCUAGACGACACAGGCUCCGACAUGGCCCUAUUAAGUGAACAAGAUAUAAUCCAAAUCCGUGAACGCGCCAAUGACCUCCGCGUUCCCUUUUGGGACUACUGCGCCUUCCACUCCGUGGAUCGGAUGAUGGUGCUCCCCACUUGA
Messenger RNA from Penicillium manginii, 222 nucleotides. RefSeq lists its product as uncharacterized. Lineage: Eukaryota; Fungi; Ascomycota; Eurotiomycetes; Eurotiales; Aspergillaceae. The record is from RefSeq and is a predicted model, not a curated record. The coding region runs from base 1 to 222 and encodes 73 amino acids. The transcript has a single exon.